AUGAUUGUUAGGCAAUGCCAACCUGCUACUACUAUACAACAAGCCUAUCGGAUACAUUUGGCGCAAAAGGAAUUGAAAAAGUUACGCUUAGAAGUUGACAAGAAAACGAAAGCAGCUUGCAUAAUCCAGAGAUACUACCGUGGUUAUAUUGGCCGUAAGAAACGACAGCGACAGAAAUAUCAGCGAGCAGCAGUCGUCAUACAGAGUCGAGUUCGUGGUUAUUUGGCACGGAUACACUAUCAGAGCAUGCGUCAAAUUACGUAA
Messenger RNA from Acanthocheilonema viteae, 264 nucleotides. Lineage: Eukaryota; Metazoa; Nematoda; Chromadorea; Rhabditida; Onchocercidae. The record is from the annotation of a GenBank genome assembly.